CAGAAACACGCACUAGUUUCAACAUACAUCCAAUUUCCCCGAAUCCCCGUGUGAAGGCUUUUCAUUUAUGGAUAAGUUCUUCAUUUAUGGCGAAGCAUAUCAUGUGCAACCAUAACCCCAAAAUUUCUCAUUUACGUGAAAAGGCUGAUAAUCGUGUGCCAAUUUUUUUUUUUAUAUAAGAAAACGGUAUCAUUGCACCUAGUCCCUGUGAAUCAUACAUAUUUUUCUCCUCUACGCCAUUACCUGCUCGCCAUUCCAGCUGCCAUUUUGAUAGCUACAAAAAAAGACUACUCUUUUCUUGCGUAAUCUUGGCACCUUCUAUUUCGUGCUGGUAAGAAAUUGCAAACGGAUUUUACAAAUGUCUAAGGAAGCAUCACAUGGAGAAAAUCACACUAGUGUGAAGCCACCUCCUGAGCCUUCACCACUGAGAAAAGCCAGAUUCUUUCAGGCAAAUAUGAGAAUCCUGGUUACGGGUGGAGCUGGAUUCAUUGGAUCUCACUUGGUUGACAAGCUGAUGGAAAAUGAAAAGAAUGAGGUCAUUGUUGUGGACAACUAUUUUACUGGCUCAAAGGACAAUCUGAAGCAAUGGAUCGGUCAUCCACGGUUUGAGCUUAUUCGGCACGAUGUGACAGAGACAUUGUUAAUUGAAGUCGAUCAGAUCUACCAUCUUGCUUGCCCUGCUUCUCCAAUUUUUUACAAAUACAAUCCUGUGAAGACGAUAAAGACUAACGUAAUUGGGACUCUAAACAUGCUAGGGCUUGCCAAAAGAGUAGGAGCAAGGAUUUUGCUGACAUCAACAUCAGAGGUUUAUGGUGACCCUCUUGUGCAUCCUCAGGAUGAAACCUACUGGGGAAAUGUGAAUCCUAUAGGUGUUAGGAGCUGUUAUGAUGAGGGAAAAAGAGUUGCUGAGACUUUGAUGUUUGACUAUCAUAGGCAGCAUGGAAUAGAAAUAAGGAUUGCUAGAAUCUUCAAUACUUAUGGGCCCCGCAUGAAUAUCGACGAUGGCCGUGUUGUCAGCAAUUUCAUAGCUCAAGCGAUACGUGAUGAACCUCUAACAGUUCAAUUGCCUGGAACUCAGACAAGAAGCUUCUGUUAUGUAUCUGAUAUGGUUGAUGGUCUUAUUCGGCUGAUGGAAGGAGAAAAUACAGGGCCUAUUAACAUUGGAAAUCCAGGCGAGUUUACAAUGACCGAGCUUGCCGAGACUGUCAAAGAGAUGAUAAAUCCAGAUGUUAAAAUCAUAACGGUUGAGAACACACCAGACGACCCUCGUCAGAGAAAACCGGACAUUACAAAGGCAAAGGAAUUAUUGGGAUGGGAACCAAAGGUAAAGCUUAGAGAUGGAAUCCCACUUAUGGAAGAGGAUUUUCGCCAGAGGCUCGGGAUUCCAAGGAACAAUUGAAAAAAAACUCGCUAAGUGUUCUAAUUUCGAAACCCGGUCGGAUUUUUUUUAUUUAUUUUUUUUUUCUUUCAUCUUUCUUUUUCUGGUGUGCUACAAACUAUAUACAGAUUAAAAUGGGAUUUCUCAUGAUAGCCUUAUUUUCAUUAUUCUAUGUAUAAGUGGGGAUUAUGCGGCCAUUGGUAAAGAUCUAACUUUGGUUUGAAUAAAUACUUUAAUGUUAUAAAUUUAUCACCCUUUUUCAACUUUUUGUCAAAUUCAUUCCCAUUAUUGUUUCAUAGUGUUUGUGUCAUCUAUGCAUAAAUUGAUGUGAGUCUGUCUCCGGAUAGACGUGUUUAGAAUUAAAUGGUUAUGCAUAUAUCUUAUUUCAAC
Striga asiatica is the source of this 1768-nucleotide messenger RNA. The record is from the annotation of a GenBank genome assembly. NCBI's taxonomy places the organism in Eukaryota, Viridiplantae, Streptophyta, Magnoliopsida, Lamiales, Orobanchaceae.